AGGUUGCUGCGACUCCCGUUCUAGCUCUCAAACUGUUCAAAACCAAAGCAAGUAUAAGAUUUCAGCAUGAAGUUCACAUCCUUCAGCUUCUCAACCAAGUUUCCAGCCGCAAUAUCGUAAAGCUUCUCGUGGCAUUUUCAAACCAGUACACCCGCGGUAUUAUAUUUCCAUGGGCUGAAUGCGAUCUCUCCGAGAUGAUGAUGCGGGCAAUACCGCCCAAUCAACGAUGUGAGCUUGGCCUCUGGACUCUUCAACAGUUCAUUGGCCUUUUAAAUGGACUUGCAACGAUUCACCGCAUACCCGAAAGCAAUGGAUGUCGAUCACGCACGCAGUGCCGACACGGUGAUCUCCGGCCGGCUAACAUACUUGUCAUGAAAGGUUCGAAAGCCCCUUGCGACCAUCCAGCUAGUAUCGCGAGUUGUAGACUCCAGAUCGCUAGUAUGGCCAUGGCGCAAUUAUUUCAAGACGAAAGCCAAUAUACUGUUCCGUCGGAAACCGGCACGUAUCAAGGACCAGAAUGCCACCUUCAAACUGCGAUUGGACCGUUGUACGAUAUCUGGUCGCUGGGUGGACUUUUUCUUGAGAUGAUUAUCUGGUGGCUUGAAGGGCCGAGCGGACUCGAAAGUUUCGCCGACGAGCGAAUCGCACCAGACCCUCUACUCGGAGAAAGGGUCCAGGACGAUUAUUUCUUUACCCUCUAUACUGAAGACGAGCGGUAUGCUGGUGCUGAAGUUAGAUCUUCUGUUAUGUCGUCGAUAAAGAGGCUCGAGCAGGACGAGAGAUUGAGCCCUGCGUUUGUGAUCUUAUUGAGCGUCAUCAAGAGCGACAUGCUUGUACCCAUUGGCAGUCAGCGGUUGGGAGCGAGUGAGCUCUCAAGAAAGCUUAUGCACCUAUUGAAUGGCCAGGGAGGAGACACGGCGGAUGUCCAGUGCAGCAAGUGACUUUGUAUUGUUCUACCACAUAUCGAAAGUGGUAGUCGAGUAUGACAUCUUUCGCCUACAAUCUACUUCAGGAUGCAUUCUGCGCCCCGUUCAUGGCCAAUGCUACUCUUCUCCGCAAUGAUCCCGGUGGUUUAGCUGCCACACAAUAAUCGUUACCGAACCGGUACCGACGCGCGCUGCCCCAUCCUAGACUGGGCAACAAUUCUAGAAGACGACCUUCUUAUCCCCAUAUCCGGUCUAGACCCUCUGUCCUGCUCGGCAUAUUGACUUCUGCCCUCCGGGCUCACCAAUUUCUGCCGGUCAUGGCGCCGGAGCAGGAGUCCAUCCAGUCCCCGGUACGACACGUUAGUGCCGUUAGCCGCGUCUUUCUCCCAAAUCGUACCGAGGAACC
Aspergillus campestris IBT 28561 is the source of this 1332-nucleotide messenger RNA. RefSeq lists its product as uncharacterized. The transcript has a single exon. The record is from RefSeq and is a predicted model, not a curated record. NCBI's taxonomy places the organism in Eukaryota, Fungi, Ascomycota, Eurotiomycetes, Eurotiales, Aspergillaceae. Gene Ontology annotation, molecular function: ATP binding; protein kinase activity. The coding region runs from base 195 to 941 and encodes 248 amino acids. Gene Ontology annotation, biological process: protein phosphorylation.